UGGAGUUCUUUGGGGGGAUUGGCAUAGAGGGGGCAACUCCGGUGGUCGGGAGGGAAGAGAUUGGUUUGCUGUUCUUGGUAUGAGCGUUGGGCAAGAUGGGGCUGGAUUACUACAACGUGCUCAAGGUGAACCGGAGCGCCACGGAGGAAGACCUCAAGAAGUCGUACCGGAGGUUGGCCAUGAAGUGGCACCCCGACAAGAACCCCGGUGAAAACAAGGCCGAGGCAGAGGCCAAGUUCAAGAAGAUCUCCGAAGCCUACGAGGUUCUCAGUGAUCCGCAGAAGAGGGUGAUAUAUGAUCAAUACGGGGAAGAGGGGCUGAAGGCCUCCGCGGACGCUGGUGGCUCAUCGUCGUCGAUGAAUGGUCCCAGCAGCCACCGUUUCAAUCCUCGGAAUGCCGAGGAUGUGUUUGCCGAGUUCUUUGGCAGCAGCAAGCCUUUUGAGGGGAUGGGGCGUGCCAAGUCGAUGAGGUUCCAGACAGAAGGCGCUGGCACCUUUGGUGGGUUUGGUGGUGGCAGCGAGAGCAAAUUCAGAUCAUACAAUGAUCCUGUCAGUGCCAGCUCUAGCCAGCCUCGGAAGCCGCCGCCUGUGGAGACGAAGCUUCCCUGCACUCUCCUAGAGCUAUACUCUGGUUCAACACGCAAGAUGAAGAUAUCCAGGAAUGUCAUGAAGCCUAAUGGGCAAGUGACGACUGAAUCGGAGAUCCUGACAAUUGAUAUAAAGCCCGGGUGGAAGAAAGGGACCAAGAUCACAUUCCCAGACAAGGGCAAUGAGCAACCGAACCAGCUUCCUGCUGAUCUUGUCUUCGUCAUCGACGAAAAGCCCCAUGAUCAGUACACAAGAGAAGGCAACGACAUCCUGUUCCACCAGAAGAUCGACCUGGUGGAUGCAUUGGCAGGAACCACAGUCAAUCUGAAGACCCUCGACGGGCGUGACCUGGUGAUCAAGCUGACAGACGUGGUGACACCAGGGUAUGAGCUUGCAAUCGCCAAGGAGGGUAUGCCUAUUAUAAAGGAAAAUGGGAGGAGAGGCAAUUUGAGAAUCAAGUUCGAUGUCGACUUCCCAAAGAAGCUGUCGUCGGAACAGAGGCAGAAUAUUAGGAAGGUUCUUGGAGGGUAGCCUCAGCAGCAACGAUCACAUCCUGGAAGCAAAUUCAGCUACCCCCAUAGUUCUCCAUGAAACACAGACUAAUUCACAUGUUCUUCUUUGGUUGGCUUGAAUGUCUAGUUAUUUUUCGUUUGUGGGAACUUCUUCCCGAUCUACUCCUUUGUCUAGCAAUAUUAAUUGUUCAUUACUCCAUACAGAUCACAAUGCAAUGUUAAUUACCUGUUCAGAUACAUACAUCUAUAGUCCUUCAGAAUUUGUACAAAUUCCAACCUUCUCCUUUUUUUUUGGAGCAACAACCUUCUCCUUUUGUAAAUUAUGUUCUUUGGAGCAACGAACACAGUCUCCUUUUGUAAAUUAUGUACUAGAUGCAAUGUUCUUAUUUCACAUUA
Molecule: messenger RNA, 1495 nt
Organism: Lolium perenne
Lineage: Eukaryota; Viridiplantae; Streptophyta; Magnoliopsida; Poales; Poaceae
Cellular component (GO): cytosol
Molecular function (GO): protein-folding chaperone binding
Source: RefSeq, a predicted model, not a curated record